Colletotrichum scovillei is the source of this 2682-nucleotide messenger RNA. RefSeq lists its product as uncharacterized. NCBI's taxonomy places the organism in Eukaryota, Fungi, Ascomycota, Sordariomycetes, Glomerellales, Glomerellaceae. Bases 703 to 2241 code for a protein of 512 amino acids. The transcript is spliced from 2 exons. The record is from RefSeq and is a predicted model, not a curated record.
CCCAUUCAUCCCUAGCGCGCAAAGGGACCUUCACCAGGUAUCCUUGACUGCCCCCCAACUUGGCCAUCCCGGCCCAGCCUAUCCCAUUGCCCAUCGCAUCCUAGAAGCCGCUAGGAGGGCGGCGGUAUGCUCACCAGAGACCUGCCUCUAUCUGCGUCUACUCGGCGGUGCGGCUUAUUACUUACAUCCACUCCUCCGCAGUAUCUAGACCAGGCUCCAUUCCACGUUCUCCUUCCACCACAUUCGACAUCUGUCCGUCUUUUCUGCUUCGCCAUCCAGUCGGUCCAGAGGUUUACAGGAAUAGGAAGCAUUUCUGGUUCGCUUUCACCGUGGCCGAGAAGGCUAUGCACUCGCCUCCGUCACCGCUUCUAAUCACACCUGGAUCCGGUCCGCUUCAUGUUGCACCGUUCGUCCCUUCGCAAUCGCAAAGUUCAUGCAUCAGACGCAACAACAAACGCUACAAUACCCUCAUCAACCUCCCUAGCAACACUGUGCUAGUCUUCGAUCAACCGAUAAAGUGCGCUGCUUCAGCCUCGAAAUAGUCAUCAACGACUUUGCCAUUGGGACAGUUAGCCGAGCCGAUUCUUUGCACGAAAUUCGACCCGCCCGCUACGUCACGUCUCGACCUUCGACGACGCAUCCUUUUCCUCGCUCGUCGUGCCCUCCGCGGAGGUCGACGGGCGUGGAUUGCUCCAGUCCAUCAUGAGCCUCUAUACUGAGCCACCCGAGUUGCGCAGUUCCUCGCAGGACAAGCCUUCGCUAUUGGUUUGUUGGUGGAUAACGUCAUUCUGCACUGUUAUUAUCCUACUGCGGGUUGCCGGCCGCUUCAUUCGAACCGAAAAACUAUUUCAAGAGGACAAGGUCGCAGCACUCGCCCUGAUCCCUCUAUGGCUCCGCAUGGGUUGCGUGCAUUUUGUCUUGCUCUACGGGACUAACAAUGCCGAAUUUGACGGCAUCACAUUAUCCGCGGAAGUUGAGCGCAGGAAGGAAAUCGCAAGUGGUCUCGUGCUUGCCAGCCGAAUCUUCUACGCAGCAACACUGUGGAUUCUCAAGAACACUAUUUUAGAGUUCUUCAAGCGUCUGACUGGCGUCACUUGGGCACGUUCCUACGAACAGACGCUGGUGUUCAUCAGAUGCACCUUGGUCGCAACCUUCAUCGCCAUUAUCAUUAGCGAUUUGGCGGAAUGUCGGCCUUUCAAUCACUACUGGCAGGUUACACCUGACCCGGGUGGUCAAUGUCGCCAAGGGUUCGCUCACCUCCUCACAAUGGCGACUUGUAACAUCAUCACCGACUUGCUACUGGUCUUCUUUCCGAUUCCCAUUAUUCUGCGCAGUCAGAUGAAUGUGAAGAGAAAGAUUCAGCUCACCCUGCUCUUCUCGCUCAGCCUGGCUGUCGUCGGUGUUACUAUUUAUCGUGUCCCCCAUGUUAUGAGGGCACAUGGCAAACAGCAGCUGCGUUCCGUACUGGCAUCCGUUGAGCUCCUUUUCGCAACAACGGCUGCAAAUGCCCUAGUCUUGGGCUCAUUUGUUCGUGAUCGCGGCUUGAAGAAACAAAAGUUCAAGUACGGUUCUGUGGCAGAAGAUUCAAUAGAUCGCAGAGGCUCCGACUCGCGCCGUCCCACUCUCCAUCGUCAUUGGGGAAGUGAUGAGGAUCUAGUCCGAGAUGUCGGCCUUGGUGUUGAUCCUGACCUACGAGAACGCGAUGAGGAACGAGACGAGUUCGACAACGAACAACAACGGUACACUCCCGCACCAAUGGCCAAACCGUUUGGCGAGGAGCUGAGACAGUGGCAAUUCCCUCAGCGGCAACGAAGCAAUGCCGAACGCAGCGACGCUUCUCUAUUACCCCACGACCUUUCUUCCUCAAGGAGCAACUCGACCACGACACCGCGCAGGGUUUCCUUUUUCGACGUCGGGGGUUUGUUAUCAGAGGAACAGCUUGGAGUCGGCCAGACAUUCCGCAGGGACAGCAUUGUCUCAAGCGUGGACCCUAUGGUAUCUAGCGUCCACGGUGUCCCGUCACCCACUUUACCCGCUGGAUCGAAUGGUCUACGUCGCGGAUCAACAGCACUCUUGCAAGAUCUUGGCGGACUUUUGGGGCCCACGAAACCGUCGCGACAAAGAUCCAGGACCGGCACGGAAUUGCAACCCAUUCCUCAAUCGCAACACGACGACCAUCCAUCUUACAACCCUCGCCCCGGCGAGCCAACACUUAUCGAUCCUGGUGGCUUACUCAAGUAGUUUGGCAACAACUACUACGCAGAAGCUGACCUGUGAUACACCACACAACCACCUAAUCACAACACAUCACGACCACGAAACCACGACUAUAUUUUAUGAGACAGUAUAUGUAUAUGUAUAUUGACGAUCUCAGCGACAUUGCUGGGGGCUCUUUUUGGACAUGAGGAGUUAUAGAGGUUUAGAGCCUUUGGCCGGCGUUUCUAUAGGUCAAUGGGGAACCGGAUACGACCAUACUUACGUUUUGGAAUUUUGGAGGAAAGGACUAUUUACGAUCAACGGGAAAUGGGCGUUGGAGGAAAGCCCCGGAGCGGCCUUCACGAUGAUAUCUGAAUGCCGUCGUCUUUUUGCUUCGCUGUUUACCGUUAUAUAUACCCCGGCGCAAAUAGCCGUCAUGUUUUGUACCUGAACAACUUGUUCCAAUAUCAUCACCAUCUACAAAUG